This is a messenger RNA of Anoplophora glabripennis (Asian longhorned beetle), 1430 nucleotides long. RefSeq names its product serine protease 27. The transcript is spliced from 5 exons. The record is from RefSeq and is a predicted model, not a curated record. NCBI's taxonomy places the organism in Eukaryota, Metazoa, Arthropoda, Insecta, Coleoptera, Cerambycidae. Gene Ontology annotation, molecular function: serine-type endopeptidase activity. The coding region runs from base 76 to 1386 and encodes 436 amino acids. Gene Ontology annotation, biological process: proteolysis.
CGUACAGCAAAGCAAUACCAACCACCCGCGCACAUUUCAAGUUUUUCGCAAAUCCAUAUCGUAUCUCUCGCUACUAUGGAACUCGUGAUAAUAUUCGCCCUCAUCGCGGGGCAGGUAUACAGCCAGGAAGUAAACGAAACUAUCAUAAACGCUCUGCUGGAGGUAUUUUCGACAGCCUCACCCAGCACGACUACGUGUCCUCCAGGUGAACUGUGCCUACCUGGAUGGCAGCGUGUCCUUACAACUACUGAAGAUACAGGAAGUUAUAUCGAGAAAUGCGGAGAAGGCGGAACUGCGGGAAAACGGAUGUGUGUUAAUUACGAAUUCUGUGAUCCAUUGACAGACACGGUUGUGCGGACCAGGAUAGGAACUAGAAUUUCAAUAGACGUUAGAAAAAACACGAUACGAUGCGGUGACCCAUUAGAAGUAUGUUGCCAAAUACCAGAGGGAGGUUCAGGCCCUGAUGUCAACCCUAACGGCAGCUCAUCCACAACUACCGCUCGUCCUUCAAGCACCGCUUCUACCACAAGACCUUCAUUUGCUUCAAACCGUUGCGGCAUUAGAAACGAGAAUGGAAUCGACUUUACAAUCAAAGGGAAUAACAACACCCUGGCCGAGUUUGGAGAAUUCCCCUGGAUGGUGGCUCUUAUAAAGAAGAACCCCGAUCCCUCCGACGAUGAAGGAUUUUCCUUCUGCGGAGGUUCGCUGAUAAGUCCCAAUGCGGUCCUUACCGCAGGACACUGCGUCUUCAAAUACAAGUCUACUGCAGAAGAAAUUAAAGUACGUGUGGGAGAGUGGAACUCGAAACAGGCAAUUACGAAAUUCCCCUAUCAGGAAAGAAACGUCGCUAAUAUCAUCUUUUACAAGAACUAUGAACGCUCAUCGAUUUUAAAUGAUGUCGCGCUGUUAAUCCUUCAAACUCCAGUGGACAAAAAUGAACACAUCAGUACAGUUUGUUUGCCAGAUCAGGAUCAAGUCAUCGAGUCCAGGACCUGUUUCAUCAGCGGUUGGGGAGAAACUGUGGAAGAAGAAGGGAUAUAUCUAGAUAUCCUGAAAAAAAUCGAUGUUCCAAUGGUACCAGCCGGGCAGUGUCAAGAAACCUUAAGGAAAACCGUCUUGAGUCAAUAUUUUGUUCUCCAUGACAGUUUGGUUUGCGCUGGAGGAGAAGCGGGAAAAGAUGCUUGUACGGGCGACGGUGGCAGUCCUCUUGUUUGUCCUGAUCCCAGCAAUCCUAGAAGGUAUGUCCUAACAGGAAUGGUAGCCGCAGGGAUCGGAUGCGGAAGUCAAAAUGUACCGAGUGUAUACGUGAAGAUCGCCAAAUUUAGGUCCUGGAUUGAUGAGCAGAUGCGAAAACUGAACCUGGACACCAACACGUAUAUAUUGUAAUUUCUUAUAAAUCCUGUGUUCAAUACAAUAAUUCUUUAAAUUAA